AUGCUUGGUUAUUCCUCGUCUGCCGGUCUGAAUUUGGAUUUGAGCCGGUUCUCGUUUCAAGAAGUGUUGAGAAGCGAUCCAGAUGAAAAGUCGCUAUUUGUGCUGCUAAAGGACCAGGCGGGUGAGAGAGCUGUUUUACUGUGUAACCGGAACCCGUUUCCUGUGGACGCUCUCUCUUGGAGCACAAUUCUUGCAAGUACGAAGGUUGAAAAAAUACUGCAAAACGACAAAUAUGGAAAUCUUCGCCUUUUUUUGCCAGAAGAGUUUUGUGAUGUGAAAGCUACUUUGAUUUUCCCUUGCAAUGAAUUUGAUAUUUCGAAGUACUCGUGCCAGAAGCGUUAUAUGGUUCGAGAAACUGCUGAGAUGUACUACAAUUAUGUACUACCUCAUAUUCAAGAAAACCAACCUUCAUUGCAGUGGCUUUAUGACGUGCUUGAAUACAAAGCCGAAUCAGAACGGAUAAUUUUUGAUGAUCAAGACCCCUUGUCAGGUUUUAUGCUUUUACCAGAUUUGAAGUGGGAUGGUUGCAACCUUGAAAAUCUGUAUGUUCAGGCUCUUGUAAGACGGAAAGACAUCAAGUCUGUUAGGGAUUUAAAUGGUGAACAUAUUCCGCUUUUAACGUCACUACGCGACAAAUCCUACGCAGCAAUACGCUCGAAAUAUGGUCUCAGUGAAAAUCAGGUGCGUGCUUACGUCCAUUAUCAUCCAACAUUUUAUCACUUUCAUGUACAUUUUAUUGCCGUUUCAUUCAACGUUCCAGGAUCUCAAGUUGGGAAAGCUUUGUUAUUGGAUGACGUAAUUCAAAAUAUUCAGUUCACUUCGGAUCACUACCAGAAAGCUACUUUGUCAUUUAUCAUCCGUGAAAGAGACUCGUUGUUUGACGUUUUCAAAACCAGGAGUAAUAACUUAGAAGCUGUGACUGAAAUUACGUAA
Molecule: messenger RNA, 933 nt
Organism: Enterobius vermicularis (human pinworm)
Lineage: Eukaryota; Metazoa; Nematoda; Chromadorea; Rhabditida; Oxyuridae
Source: the annotation of a GenBank genome assembly